This is a messenger RNA of Larimichthys crocea (large yellow croaker), 1496 nucleotides long. Its product is annotated as odorant receptor 131-2. Gene Ontology annotation, cellular component: membrane. The transcript is spliced from 2 exons. Gene Ontology annotation, biological process: detection of chemical stimulus involved in sensory perception of smell; G protein-coupled receptor signaling pathway. The record is from RefSeq and is a predicted model, not a curated record. Gene Ontology annotation, molecular function: olfactory receptor activity; G protein-coupled receptor activity; odorant binding. The coding region runs from base 1 to 912 and encodes 303 amino acids. NCBI's taxonomy places the organism in Eukaryota, Metazoa, Chordata, Actinopteri, Sciaenidae.
AUGAACGUGUCAUCAGCCAACGUGACGGUGGUUUUACAAUAUCGAGACUCCGUCACUAAAGCUGUGAUCAAGAAUGUGAUCGUUCUGGUUCUCGGGAUCACCAUCAACUUCAUCAAUGCGAGCCUCGUUCACACUUUCUCCAAACACCAGAUCUUCUACAUGAAUCCCCGGUAUAUCCUUUUUAUUCACCUGGUGGUCAAUGACAUGAUCCAGGUGACACUGACUGUCUCCCUGUUUGUUAUCAGUUACACCAUCUACAGAAUAAAUGUCUCCGUCUGUUCCGUCUUCACCCUGCUCGCUCUUUUCACCACUGAAAACACUCCUCUGAACCUGGCCUGCAUGGCGGUGGAGUGCUACAUCGCCGUCUGCAUUCCGCUUCGCUACGUGCAGAUCUGCACCAUCAAGAGAACGUUAAUGUUGAUUGCUUUAACCUGGACAACAACCAUGCUUUCUGUUCUUUCUGACCUCUUCAUCACUUUGGCCACACAGCCUCUGGACUUCUUUCAUUCUCAAGUGUUCUGCCUCAGAAAAAACGUCUUCCCAAGUCCCCUCAUCCCCAAGAAGAGGGACAUCACAUAUUCAGUGUUUCUAGUUAUAGUUUGGGGCACUAUCUUAUACACGUACUUCAGAAUUCUCUUCGCUGCAAAAACAGCAAGCAAAGAUGCUAAAAAAGCCAGAAACACCAUCCUCCUCCACGGUUUCCAGCUGCUGCUCUGUAUGGCUUCAUAUGCAACCCCCCAGUUGAAAGAUGCUCUGCAGCAGUGGUUCCCUAUGAAUUAUACAGACUCCCUCUUCGCUUGCUACAUCAUUGUACAGAUUCUGCCAAGAUCUAUCAGUCCCAUCAUCUAUGGCUUACGAGACAACACUUUCAGAAAGUACUUAAAAAGGAUCUGUUGUGUUAAGUCGGCAUAAAUUAAACAGCCAACCAGGGUACCGAGGCUACGGGAUUUUACAAGAGAUCGCCUCAAUCCAUGUUCUUGUUUUGUAACUUCCUGUGAAUUAAACUGUGAAACUCAUUGUUUACAAAUACAAAUUUAUUUAAAUGGUGCCACUACUUCCAUUCUGAACACCUACAGAUAUUUAUCUAACUCCCCGUUAUGACCAACACCUUAAAAAAAUCUAUAUAAUGGGCAGAUAAAGACAAUUUAGCGGUUCAACAAAAACUAAUAAAAUAAUAGGAUAAUUAUUACAGGUAGUAAUUGAUACUGGUUUUCAGGUUAUCAAAAUAUGUUGUGCAGCAUUGUUCAUUGACUUCUGUCUAUUUAUCUCCAUGACUUGAUCCUGCUAACUAUUCUAUUCUGCAGUAGUAGUAGUAAACCAUUUUUAUGUUAGUCUGUUUCUGUGGUGUACCCCAAAAUUCUGUACUUGGUCUUCCUUUGUUUACGAGAAUAACACCAGUAAUGAUGCAAUAAAAUGUAAUUUUCACUUUUUCCUCGAAGACAUUGUCAGCUUUCUUGAUUUUCUGGACACUAAACACUUCUUGGACCAUAAAAGAC